AUGGACGACGAAGAAUCUUCAACGUCUUCUACCGAUAACCUGGACUGGAGGACGCAGAUGAAACUGGACGAUAUGGCGAACAAUCCGCCGGCGACAUCAUCGUCGAGCAGCAGAUUCUCAUCAGAUGCGGACGACGACGAUUAUUUCAUGAAACCGGCGUCGGUUUCGGCGAUGAAGGACGACGAGAACGCCUGGGUCUCGCCGUCGAAUCCGUUCAUGAGUUCUGAUUUUAGCUCCGGGCCGGACGACGGGUGGUUCGAUAACGACGACUGGUUGCAGCCGGCGUAUACGGAGGUGACGGCGGAACCCGGGUCGAUUUUGGAGAAGGUGCAAAGAUUACACUUAGGAGAGCCAGCGGAUCACACUUUUCAAGACGGGGAGUAUUUCACGCUGACGAACUUUGUGAAACAAAAAGCGGAUAACGAUUUUUGUUUGGUCUUGGAAGUGGCCGAAAGAGCGAGAGAGAGGAAGAUUGAACGGUUGGAGAGUUUACAUCCGACGCCGGAAAUUAACGCGUUACCGGAAAUUCAACAGGCGAUUGUCGAUUUAGCGUUGGAGGUUGACGCGUCUGGUGGGAAAACGUCCGCAUUUCUCGCCAUGUCCGAAGCUGCUGACCGAGCACGAUUGCGUUGGGAGCUCCAAGAGGCCUCUUGGUGCUGGGAUAAUUGGGUCGAAGAGCACAUGGCGCAGUUUGGUAUUUCUGAAAGAGCGGCAAAAUUGUUGCACAUGGGCGACAGAGUGGAAGACGCCAUGGAUUUCGAAGCGUCUUUGUACGACAGAGACGAUGGGGGCUUUCCUGGGAGACGAUAG
Bathycoccus prasinos is the source of this 810-nucleotide messenger RNA. RefSeq lists its product with no specific name. The transcript is spliced from 2 exons. The coding region runs from base 1 to 810 and encodes 269 amino acids. The record is from RefSeq and is a predicted model, not a curated record. NCBI's taxonomy places the organism in Eukaryota, Viridiplantae, Chlorophyta, Mamiellophyceae, Mamiellales, Bathycoccaceae.